Molecule: messenger RNA, 1806 nt
Organism: Dovyalis caffra
Lineage: Eukaryota; Viridiplantae; Streptophyta; Magnoliopsida; Malpighiales; Salicaceae
Source: the annotation of a GenBank genome assembly
AUGGUGGGGGCACGUCAAACAUUCUACAUAACAAUAAAACAAGUUUUAGCAGCAAGCCACGGCAGUGAAGAUGGAGGACAUAUUGAUCCUGCAGUAGACUUCCGAGGAAAUCCCGUGGACAAGUCCAGAACUGGAGGAUGGAUUGCUGCAGGGCUCAUUUUGGGGACUGAACUUUCAGAAAGAAUAUGCGUCAUGGGCAUAUCAAUGAAUUUAGUGACAUACCUAGUAGGAGAUUUGCAUAUUUCAUCAGCAAAAUCUGCAACCAUAGUCACCAACUUCAUGGGUACUCUCAACCUUCUUGGCCUCCUUGGAGGUUUCUUGGCAGAUGCUAAGCUUGGUCGGUACUUGACAGUUGCUAUCUUUGCAUCCAUAACUGCUUUGGGGGUCAGUCUACUAGCAGCGGCCACAACCAUUCCUAGCAUGAUACCCCCAGCGUGCGAUGACUUCAGGAAACAAUAUCAUCAGUGUGUCGAGGCCAGUGGAAGUCAACUGGCUCUACUAUAUGCAGCUCUUUAUACUACAGCACUUGGUGGGGGUGGAAUUAAGUCCAAUGUCUCAGGUUUUGGAUCUGAUCAGUUCGAUCAAACAGAUCCCAAGGAGGAGAAGGCGAUGAUUUUCUUCUUCAAUAGGUUCUAUUUUUUCAUUAGCAUUGGGUCAUUGUUUGCAGUUAUAGUGCUGGUAUACAUCCAAGAUAAUGUGGGAAGAGGGUGGGGAUAUGGAAUUUCAGCAGGGACAAUGGUGAUCGCAGUAGCAGUAUUGCUCUGUGGGACACCAUGGUACCGUUUGAAGAAGCCUCGAGGUAGUCCAUUAACUAUCAUAUGGAGGGUAGCAUACUUGGCAUGGAAGAAGAGGAGUCAUCCUUAUCCUUCUCAUCCCAGCCUUCUGAAUGGUUAUGACAGCGCCACGGUUCCCCACACGGAGAAAUUCAAGUGUCUCGACAAGGCUGCGAUUAUGGAUGAUCCCACCUCCAUCAGUGUGCUAAAAAAUGACCCUUGGAUAGUAUCAACUGUUAUGGAAGUUGAAGAGGUGAAGAUGGUAAUAAAGCUCAUCCCAAUUUGGUCUACAUGCAUCCUCUUUUGGACAGUCUACUCUCAAAUGACUACUUUCACCAUUGAGCAAGCGACCUUCAUGAACCGAAAAGUUGGAUCCCUAGUUAUUCCAUCAGGUUCAUACUCCACCUUUCUCUUUAUAACCAUCCUCCUCUUUACAUCCCUAAAUGAAAGACUCUUCGUUCCCCUGGCUCGAAAGCUCACCCACAAUGCACAGGGACUGACAAGCCUUCAAAGGAUUGGAAUUGGACUCCUUCUUUCAAUAGUAGCUAUGGUGGCUGCUGCUAUCAUUGAGAAAGAAAGAAGGGAAAUUGCUAUUCAACAAAAUACAAAAAUAAGUGCCUUUUGGCUUGUCCCCCAAUAUUUCCUAGUGGGUGCAGGGGAGGCUUUUGUUUACGUGGGACAACUUGAGUUUUUCAUCAGAGAGGCACCAGCAAGGAUGAAAUCGAUGAGCACUGGGCUUUUCCUUAGCACCAUCUCAAUGGGUUUCUUCAUUAGCAGUUUGUUGGUGUCUUUAGUUGACAAGGCUACCAAGAAAAUCUGGCUCAGGAGCAACUUGAAUAAAGGGAAGUUAAAUAACUUCUACUGGAUGCUUGCAGUACUGGGAGUGUUGAACUUCUUCAUUUUCCUAGUUUUUGCAAGGGGACAUCAGUACAAAAUCCAGCAGUAUAUCAAGCCCCAGAACUCUGACGAGAAAGAGAUUAAAACUGGAAAUGAUUCUGUUUUAGAGAUGGUGAAGGAGGAUGGAAUGAUUUAA